AUGUUGCUUAAAAUCCCGGUAUUCGUUGUGAUUUAUUUCACAACGUAUACAUUGGCAUCGUAUGACUAUCCUACUCAACCCCCUUACGGUGAUUGCUAUCAGUGCUGGCUCUACAGACAGUGUACCGUGGGACGACAGCACUGCCAUCGUCAACAUCCUGUCGUCAUAGAAGCACCGCGGCAUGUCAUCUAUACUACUCCAGCCAGUACGGGUGUAGUGUAUACAGGCACUACUGUAUACCAGACUCCUGCAUAUCCAGCGGCACAGCCUUCCGUCUACCUACAAGCCCAGUAUCCUACAGCACAAGCAACUGCUCCAGCUGUUACAACACCUCAAGCUCCACCUGAAUACAAACCUUAA
Messenger RNA from Haemonchus placei, 360 nucleotides. NCBI's taxonomy places the organism in Eukaryota, Metazoa, Nematoda, Chromadorea, Rhabditida, Trichostrongylidae. The record is from the annotation of a GenBank genome assembly.